UUUUUAAAACAGAAACUGAGCACACAAGUACCUCUCUCAACAGUCAACAAGCAUAACACACAGGUGUGUUUUUAGAGAGAGAAAGUGCGUGUUUAGAGAGAGAGAGGAUAGCGUCGUCAUUUCGGAGACGGAUCUUAGUUGCGUGAAGAGAGAGAAACACACUAUACACAGUGUUUUUAGAGAGAGAGAGAGAGAGAGAGUGUGUGCGUUGAAGAGAGGUGAAUUGUGUGGAGUCUCUAAUUUUCCGAUUGGAGCAUUUUCGUUUCAAGCAAUGGAAAGAAGCACUCCGGUGAGGAAGCCUCACACGUCAACGGCAGAUCUGCUCACCUGGCCUGAAAAUCUCCCCGCCGAUUCGCCGGCGACCGCUUCUGCUACUUCCGGUGCUCGCUCUGCUGCUCGUUCACACCAGCCGUCGGAUGGGAUCAGUAAGGUUGUGUUUGGGGGCCAGGUUACAGAUGAAGAAGUCGAGAGUCUAUUGAAUAGGAAACCUUGUUCAGGAUAUAAAUUAAAGGAGAUGACUGGUAGCGGUAUUUUUGCAGCCAAUGGAGAAAAUGAUACAGAAUCUGAUAGUGCUAACGCUACCCCAAAUAACAAAACUGGAAUACGUAUGUACCAGCAAGCGGUUGCUGGAAUCAGCCACAUCUCAUUUGGUGAUGAAGAGACUGUUUCUCCUAAGAAGCCUACUUCAAUCCCUGAGGUGGCGAAGCAGCGCGAACUAAGUGGGACACUAAGCGAGUCCGAGGCAAAGCUGAAGAAGCAGCUUUCUGAUGCCAAGUACAAGGAGCUUAGUGGACAAGACAUUUUUGCUCCCCCGCCUGAAAUUCAGCCCCGGCCAUUGGCUGCUCGUGCAUUGGCGUUGAGAGAAAGCAUAAGCAUUGGAGAAUCUGCACCAUCUUAUGUAGGCCCAUCCGUCAAAACAUCUAAUCCUGUUGGAGCCCAGAGCAAUGGCAUAUUUGGCGAGGAACCAGUGAUAAAGACAGCAAAGAAGAUUCCCAACCAGAAAUUUGCAGAGCUGACAGGAAAUGACAUUUUUAAGGGUGAUGCUCCUCCUAAAUCUGCGGAGAAACCACUGAGCUCAGCAAAACUGCGUGAGAUGAGUGGCAGUAAUAUCUUUGCUGAUGGGAAGAAGGAAUCUCGAGACUACCUAGGCGGGGUUCGCAAGCCCCCUGGUGGGGAGAGCAGCAUUGCCCUAGUUUAACUUGUUAGGUCUAACUCAAUUAUUUUUACAUUAUUACUUUUGUUUCUGGUUUUAUCUUAUUCCUGGUUGGUUUUGUUCUCAUAUGAUUUGACCUUGUGUUGUGGGUUUUGGUAUUGGUUAUAUUUAACAUGUUCACUAGCAGCUGGGGACUAUUGGUUAAUUGGGUGGUAUGUCCAUAAUCUUGUGUUUUUCCGGUCUUUUGUCUUAAUGAAGUGCAUGGCUGUUACUAAAAA
Molecule: messenger RNA, 1431 nt
Organism: Cornus florida
Lineage: Eukaryota; Viridiplantae; Streptophyta; Magnoliopsida; Cornales; Cornaceae
Exons: 5
Coding region: 272-1198 (308 amino acids)
Source: RefSeq, a predicted model, not a curated record